Messenger RNA from Papilio polytes (common Mormon), 1565 nucleotides. Its product is annotated as histone deacetylase 8-like. The coding region runs from base 153 to 1469 and encodes 438 amino acids. The transcript has 8 exons. Gene Ontology annotation, molecular function: histone deacetylase activity. Lineage: Eukaryota; Metazoa; Arthropoda; Insecta; Lepidoptera; Papilionidae. The record is from RefSeq and is a predicted model, not a curated record.
GUUUAAAAUUAAUUUAAUAUAAGAUGCGAAAUAAAAUAACUGCUUAGUACCUGUUUCUAAUAAUUCAAUUUAAAAAUGUACUUCACGGCGAUUAAUUAAUAAGACUAUCCUUUAACUUCAUUUCCACGUUAAAAUCAUCUAGUUCUAAGAAAAUGAGUAUUAGAAAACCGUGUUAUAUUUGGGAUCCACUUCUGAUAUCACAAUGUGAUCGUCUACCAGCCGUCCCCACUAGGGCUUCUUUGGUAAAUAAUCUUCUAAUAGCAUAUCAGCUAAACAACAGUUUACAAGUUAUUCGCUCUACACCAGCAAGUUAUGCCGAAUUGAAGGAAUUUCAUUUAGAAUCUUAUUUGGAUCACUUAAAACAUUUUCAGGAAUUAGAAGAUGACUAUAUGACAAAUGAGCAGGAUGAGGAAUAUGGAAUAGGCUAUGAUUGCCCUCCCAUAUCUAACAUGUAUGAACUGGUGUCAGUUAUAGCUGGAGGGUCAGUUACUGCAGCAAAAUGUUUAUUACUCGGAAUUACAGAUGUGGCUAUUAAUUGGUGUGGUGGCUGGCAUCAUGCACAUAGAUUGGCAGCAAAAGGAUUUUGUUAUGUCAAUGAUAUUGUUAUAGCUAUUAACAAGUUAAGAAUUAAGUUUAAGAAAGUAUUGUACAUAGAUUUGGAUGUUCAUCAUGGAAAUGGUGUGCAAGAUGCUUUCGAAUUAAGUAAAUCAGUAUUCACUUUAUCUUUCCAUAAAUAUGAGCCUGGGUUCUAUCCUGGAUCAGGCAGCAUAGAUGACAUAGGCAGUUCUAGUGGCAAAGGUUAUUCAUGCAAUUUUCCACUUCAUGCAUUUUACACAGAUAAAACUCUAGAAAAGGCAUUUGGAAUUGUUUUUCCAUUAGUGUAUUCAAAAUUCAAUCCAGACGCUAUAGUAAUGCAGUGUGGUGCUGAUGGUUUAGUAGGUGAUCCCAAUGGUGGAGCAUGUUUAACUGAAAAGGGUUACACUGCAUGUCUCAACAAAGUGCUGGCUAAAAAGAAACCUUUACUUUUACUAGGUGGAGGAGGUUAUAGCCACCCUAAUGCGGCAAGACUAUGGACAAAACUUACAGCUGUAGCCGCAGGAGUUAAUUUAGAUGAUGAUAUUCCAGAACAUGAUGAUUGGCCUCAAUAUGGACCUGAUUAUAAGAUUCUCAUAGAGCCUAGUCUUACAAAAGAUCGAAAUACUGAACAGUAUCUCAGUGAAUGUAUUGAAAAAAUAAAAUAUAAUUUAGAAAUUCUUGAUAAAGAAACAACUGUUUUGCCGCAAAGAGAAAAUAGGAUAAGGAAUCGGAGAUUCAAAUUGACAGUGGACAACAAACUUACGAGUGUGCAAAAAGGACAAGUGUUAGAAGGUAGUGAUUUGGAGAAGGAUACAAGACUGAAACCUACCAAAGUACAGAUGUUACCUGAAAAAGACAACAAGACUGUAGAUGUGUAUGAUUUUCAAGAAUGAAAUACAGUAAUUGUUAAAGAUAAAAAAUUGUUGAUAUUUUAAGUGACGCCAACUAGGCCUAGUUCAAUAAAAAGUAUGACAUAUUUUUUAAUAUUA